AUGUCAUGCUACAGUAUCUCAGCAAUAAUAAAUGUAAGUCAGGCUAGGUGUAAAAGAUAUGAGCGUUUGCUAAUCGGGCAUGGUAUAGUUAAAAGAUAUGAGGUUUUGGGACUAAAUGAUGAUCAAGCUCUUCAUCUCUUUAGUUUGAAAGCCUUCAAAACAGAUCAGCCAGAAGAAGAUUAUGUGGAGCUGUGUAAGUGUUUCGUUAAUUAUGCUAGAGGUCAUCCCUUAGCUCUUUUGGUCCUGGGAUCAUCUUUGUAUAAAAGAGAGAGAGAUGCCUGGACUAGUGCGCUGGAUAAGCUAAAGAAAGCUCCUAACGCAGAAAUUUUUGAAACUCUGAAAAUAAGUUAUGAUGGCCUUGAUAAGAUUGAGAAGAGAGUUUUUCUUGAUGUUGCAUGUUUCCAUAUUGGGAAUGACAAGGAACGAGUAACUGAAAUACUAGAAAAUUGUGGCUUAAGUGGUCGCAUUGUGAUAGAUGUUCUCAUUGAGAAAUCUCUUUUAAGUAUUUUGGAUGGGUAUGUGAUGAUGCAUGAUUUGACACAAGAAAUGGGAUGGGAAAUUGUUCGACGAGAAGAGCCCGGUAGUAGGUUGUGGCUUCAUAAGGACAUAUUUGACGUAUUCAUGAACAAUACGGGAACAGAAGCAAUUGAAGGCAUUGUCUUACGCUUGCCUGAAUUAGAACAAGUUCAGUGGAAUCCUGAAAGCUUCACUAAGAUAAGUAAACUAAAGUUUCUCCAACUCCAUAAUUUGAACCUCUCUGUUGGCCCCGAAUAUCUUUCGAAUGCAUUGAGAGUGCUUGAUUGGAGUUGGUAUCCUUCAAAAUCCCUCCCACCAACUUUUCAACCUGAUGAACUUUCUGAACUUAGUCUGCAUCAUAGCAAAAUUGAUCGGCUUUGGAGUGGAAUAAAGUACAUGUCCUGCUUGAAAUAUAUCGAUCUUAGUUACUCUCAAAACUUGAUCGCGACCCCAGAUUUUACAGGUGUUCGAAAUCUUGAGCGUCUGGUGCUUGAAUCUUGUACGAAUUUAGAUGAGAUUCACAUAUCCCUUGCAGUUCUUAAAAGCCUUAAAGUUUUGAAUUUUAGAAACUGUAAUGGUAUUGAGAGUCUUCCAAGUGUGCUAGAAAUGGAAUCUCUUGAAGUUUUUAUUCUUUCUGGCUGCUCAAAACUGAAAAUGAUUCCUGAAUUCGGGGGAAACAUGAAAAAUUUAAGGAUUCUUUCUUUAGAUGGGACUGCUAUUCAGGAAAUACCUUCUUCGAUUGAUCAUCUGAUUGGGCUUAUUUCGUUGGAUCUCAAAGAUUGUAAAAGUCUGUUAUGUCUUCAUACUGCCAUUUGUAGUCUGAAGUCUCUUAAAAAUCUCAGCGUGUCUGGAUGCUCAAAACUUGACACAAUUCCGGAAAAUUGGGAGGAAAUGGAGUGCUUGGAGGAGCUUGAUUUGAGUGGAACUGCGAUAAGAGAGCCACCAUCAUCUCUCUUUCGUAUGAAGAGUCUCAAAGUACUAUCUCUACGUGGAUGUAAAGGGCCUCCGCCUAAAUCAUGGCAUUUGUUCCUCCAGUUUUCCUUAUUUUCAACCAAAAACCCUGACCGUAUGGGUUUGGUUUUGACUUCUUCAGAUUAUUUGUUUUCUUUGAGUAAACUAGAUCUAAGUGACUGCAAUCUUGUUGAAGGAGCAAUCCCAGAUGAUAUCGGUUGUUUGUCCUCUCUAGAGGACUUAAAUCUUCGGGGUAAUGAUUUCGUUAGCCUUCCUGCAAGCAUUAGGUGGCUUGAUAAUCUCAAGUUUUUGAACUUGGAGAGUUGCAAAAGUCUUCAAGAAUUACCAGACCUCCCAUCAAAUGAAGAAUUAACUGUAACAACUGACGACUGUACUUGCUUAAAUUUGUUGCCACAUCCACCAAAUAUAAGUAGAUUAAGGUGGUUUUUUUUAAGAGCAAUAAAUUGCUACAGAUUGAUUGGCAAUGAAGCGAAGAAUAACAUGAUAUUUUUGAUGUUACAUCGAUUCCUGCAGGGAACCCUUCCUUUCGUCGUCCACAGUUUCAAUAUUGUAGCUCCAGGAAGUGAAAUGCCAGAAUGGUUCGAUAAUCAAAGAGUGGGAGAUUCGUUAGUUGUAAUGGUGCAUGAUGAUGUACAUCCAACUAAAGGCAAGUUGAUGGGUUUUGUUUUAUGCGCUGUUUUUGGACCUCAAAACCCAGCUGCCCUUGAACUUGAUUGUGAAUGUCAUGCAUGCGGAAUUAAAUGUCUUUCGAUAGUAGACGGAUUGAUGAACACCUCUUUGCUUGUGAAUGGGGUUUAUUAUCAUAAAGCUGGCAAGGUUCAGUCAGAUCACCUUUGGUUACUCUAUCUUUCUUAUAAACGUGGUGAUCCUAAUAAUUAUUGGAAAGGUGACUUCGCUGAAUUUGAGUUUUCAUUCAAGACCUUUUGUUCGGGAACGGAAACCAACAAAUGUUUGAAGUUGAAGAAGUGUGGGGUGCGCAUGGUGUACGAACAAGAUGCAGAAGACCUCAACACCCUCUACAAUAGCAUUUCGCUUUACGAGCCUAUGGACGACCCUCAUUGUGCUCUCCCCAAAUCGGCAGACGUGCAAAGUGCCCUUAAUAUGAAGCAAACAACUGAACAUUUUGGUGGUGCAGGAUCAAGUGGAAGCUCAUCAGUCUCUGCUAAGGAAUCACUUAUCAAGAGCUUGAAAUACGACUAAUCGUCUUGUGCCAAUUUAAUCAUCCAGUUUCUCCAAAAGAAGUACUUUAUAAAGGUGUUCUGACGUGAAGCUCAUCCGACCGUCCAAUCAACCUCGAACAAACGCAACAAACAUCUUCCUUUGCCGUUGGAUUCCACAAACAGAAGCUGGAUCCUCCGCUGUGAACGGGAUUUUUCAUUCUGGAGAUUAGAUUAGGGUUUGUCAAAUUCGAAAUCGAAUUUCCUCCGGACUCAUAAUCUGCUGUCAGUUCCGAUGCUGGCGAAAGGAAGAAAAGCUUCAGGGCGAGGAGAGGGCGUGGCGGCGAACUUCGGACCGCUCGAAGAUGACGUCAUCAUCAAACACAGACUUCUUACUCGGACCACAACCACGAGAGGCGAACCGCCGUUGAAGAAGCUCCAGAAGAGUUGAUUGAGAUUAUUUGAGUUUGUGUGAAAAAAGGAAAAGAAAAGAUUAAUGGAGUUUAUAUUGCUAUUUCAUAUUUGCCUUACGGUUUUUUUGUAGAUGUGAAAGAAGUCUUUCUUUGUCAUGAAAUGAAUGAGUCUUGAGAUUUCUCAA
Pyrus x bretschneideri (Chinese white pear) is the source of this 3243-nucleotide messenger RNA. Its product is annotated as disease resistance-like protein DSC1. Gene Ontology annotation, molecular function: protein binding; ADP binding. The record is from RefSeq and is a predicted model, not a curated record. NCBI's taxonomy places the organism in Eukaryota, Viridiplantae, Streptophyta, Magnoliopsida, Rosales, Rosaceae. Gene Ontology annotation, biological process: defense response. Bases 1 to 2688 code for a protein of 895 amino acids. The transcript has 6 exons.